Messenger RNA from Phyllopteryx taeniolatus (common seadragon), 9144 nucleotides. RefSeq names its product POU class 2 homeobox 2b (gene pou2f2b). Gene Ontology annotation, molecular function: DNA-binding transcription factor activity, RNA polymerase II-specific; RNA polymerase II cis-regulatory region sequence-specific DNA binding. The transcript is spliced from 16 exons. Gene Ontology annotation, cellular component: nucleus. Gene Ontology annotation, biological process: regulation of transcription by RNA polymerase II. The record is from RefSeq and is a predicted model, not a curated record. NCBI's taxonomy places the organism in Eukaryota, Metazoa, Chordata, Actinopteri, Syngnathiformes, Syngnathidae. The coding region runs from base 34 to 2250 and encodes 738 amino acids.
CCCAAAGAAAGAAGCCGAAGCCGGAGGAAGAUCAUGUUUGUCCCCUUGCCGGUGCCGUUCGUCUUUCAGAGAGCUGCCCCUGACCUCAGCGCCUGGCGUCUCAAGUCCCCCCUGGCUCUCCGCUCCAACUCCGAUAUCAGGAUGUCAAGGCCAGCUGAACUUGAGAAAUUAGCGGCUGACUCACCGCUGGAGAGCAAAGAUUCAGAGCUCAAUGGAUCUGACUCUAAUCACCAGGCUCAGUCAAUGAAGGUCAAUCCCUUUUCCCUUUCACCAAGCCUGAGCAGCAGCAAGAAUAAGAUGGAAGAGUGUGGCGAGAUGUCCCCGGCACUUCCUCCCUCUCACGGCCCGUCCGCCUCCCAGACGGCACUGCAACACACACAGCUCAUGCUGACCGGCUCCCAGCUGGCAGGGCUCACGGCUCUGUUGCCGGCGCAGCAGCAGCUUCUGUUGCAGCAGGCCCAGGCUCAGCUGCUGGCCGCCGCCGUGCAGCAGUCCAGCGCCGCGCACGCUGCUCACGCCGCCCACGCCGCCGCCCAGGCCAAUCAGCAAGCUCAGGCAGCGGCCGCCGUGGCAGCCAAUCAUCAGGCCCAGAAGCAGCAGCAGCAACAUACACAGCAGGCACAGCAGCAGCAGCAGGCGGUGCAAACAGGCCAGCAGGGUCAGGGACAGAGCACACAGGAACACACUUCCCAAAGCGUCCCUGCCCCACCUCCUCCGCCCCAGCUUGCCCUCUCUCAGCCAAUCCAGCUCACCGCCCAGGACAUCCAGCAGUUGCUGCAGCUCCAGCAGCUGGUUUUGGUGCCCGGCCACUCGCUCCCGUCACCUGCACAGUUCCUCCUCCAACAAGCGCAGCAGGGCCAGCAAGGACUCCUAUCGACACCAAAUCUUAUUCCACUACCUCAACCAAACCAAGGGAGCCUCCUGUCUGCUCAGAGUAGAAUGGGACUCCAAGCACAGCGAGACAAGAGCAUGGAGGUGAGCGGUGGCGGCCUGAGCACGGUGCCCCCCGUACCCUCUCACCCCGAGGAGCCCAGCGACCUGGAGGAGCUGGAGCAGUUCGCCCGGACUUUCAAACAGAGACGCAUAAAACUGGGCUUCACCCAGGGAGAUGUCGGCCUGGCCAUGGGGAAGCUGUACGGCAACGACUUCAGCCAGACCACCAUCUCCCGCUUUGAGGCCCUCAACCUGAGCUUUAAGAACAUGUGCAAGCUGAAACCGCUGCUGGAGAAGUGGCUCAACGAUGCAGAGACCAUGUCCAUAGACAGCACCCUUCCCAGCCCCAGCUCGCUAUCCUCGCCAUCGCUGGGCUUCGACGGCAUGCCGGGCCGCCGCAGAAAGAAGAGAACCAGCAUCGAGACCAAUGUACGCGUUGCCCUGGAGCGUGCUUUCUUGACGAACCAGAAGCCUACCUCAGAGGAGAUCCUGCUGCUCGCCGAGCAGCUCAUCAUGGAGAAGGAGGUGAUCCGGGUGUGGUUCUGCAACCGCCGACAGAAGGAGAAACGCAUCAACCCCAGCAGUUCCACCCCUCCCCUGCCCAACCAGCCUGCCAGCGCCCCGCCCGCGCACAAGGCCCCCUGCUACAGCUCCAACAUGAUGAGCAGCCAGCUGACACAGGCCGUGACCAGUCUCAGUAGCACAACGGCGACCUCCAUGUCCCCCAUCUGCCCCCUGACCUCCAGCCUCACCUCCAGUUCUGCCCCGUCCCCGGUGACCCCUCCUCCUGCUCCUCCCGCUGCUCCUCCACGCAGCACGGCCAGCCCGGCCAGCCACAGUACACUCAAUCUCAAUACUGGCUUGUGGCGUGUGGGUAAAAAGAACGGUGACGUGUCAAGCUACAUCACCGACUUCACUGCAAACUUGAGGAACACUGUGAUGGGGGUUAACACAGGGAUGAACCAAGCCCUCCUCGGUAACAAUCCCCUGGCCACUAUACAAGCCCUGGCAGCCAGUGGUGGCCAGCUGCCCCUUUCCAGUCUUGAGGGCGGCGGCAAGUUGAUGCUGGGGGCGUCGGGCGGCCAGGGCGGCGGCCUGGCGUCCUCGCUCUUCCUCAACCACCCGGCCCUCCUCCACAUGGGCCAGAGCCCAGGCGCCGGUCUGCUGAGCGCGGUGGCGGCCAAGGCCUCACGCCCAUCACCCUUCGCCCCCUCGGCCAGCAGCAUCAGCCCCACCCUCUGCUCCCCCUCCCCCUGCUCCAGCCCCGCCUCCUCCUGCUCGUCCAGCGAAAUGGCACACAGCCCCAAGAUGGAGUGACGCCGCCGGGCGGCCAAUCAGAGAGGAGGAAGGAAGGAAGCGGGCUUCUCUGGACUUUCACACCAAAGCUAGCUCUUCCUCUCUCUCUUGCGCUCUUCUUUUUCUUCUGGCUCUCUCCGUCCUUCCCUCCUGCUCUUUCCGAUGCCAAAAACCCACAGAAUGGAAGAAGAGGGAAGGAGGGAGGGAAAGAGGAGGGGAGAAGGGGGCGGGAAGGGGAAGACGAAACCAAAAAUCUUUAUCUCGCCCCACAGAGGGAUCUCUUUUUUGUUUUUGUUUUUUGUCAGCGUCAGUGUGGCACCUCAAGACUCUCUGAGCAAGAGAAGACGAGCAGAGAGGCCUGCUAUCCAGCGCCUAAACCAAAAAUGACAAAAGAAAACCAAGGAGGACAAAAAAAGGAGGAUUUUUUUAAAUGUAUUUAUUUUGCGGGUCCGAUGAGGAAGAGGAGGAGGAGACAUUUGAAACCAAAAAUAUACCUGAGGAGGCGGAGGAGGAACACACAAUGACACAAAAAUACCAAUACCAAAAUCCCAAAUACCAAAAAAUACGGAGAGAAAAGCUUUAUUCAAAGGACAUGUAAAUAAAUAGUGAAGCUAUCCAGGACCAGGACUCCACUGCUUACACACACAUCGUUUGUCCGUCAUUUCAUAGAGAUGUUACCGCUAUCUUAACAUCGCCUUGUUACGCAUUUAAUCAUCAUCAUCUCAUCACACACCUUUGGUAGUGCGCUCCAAAUGGAAGACCAAGGUACUGUAACUCUUGGAUUGGAAGCUACGAUCGGUGGCCGCUGCCUCUUGAUUCCCCCUUUUGUCAAUCAACUUCGUGUGUGUUGGUCCGUGUCGUCGUCCAUCGCACCGUUCGUCCACGUCCGACUGCCAUUAAACGCUCAAAAUGGAAACCAAAGCAUUUUUUUCCCCCAAGGCCUCGAGGGUCUUCUUCAAGAGCCUCGUCCAAGACACUUGACACCCUGAGGGGGCGGCGGGACGGGGGUUCAAACCAGGACACAAUACCCCCUCCCCACACCGUCUCAACUGGGUCAUCAGCUUAAAGUUUCCCCAAAUGGGGUAAGUCAGUUGAACCACUUUUAGCGCAAGUUUUUCGAACAACCUGUGCGGGAAGUUAGUAGAAAAACCCAAAACGGGGUAGGUUUUGCCCAAAGGACUGCGCACCAGGCUAAGGGUGGGACACACGGCCGUGACGUCCCACCUUUUAUAAAAGGAUACCAAAAAUAAACCCAAACCAAAAAGAGACAACCAACCCGAGGACUGACCGAAGCAAACCAAAAAAAACAACCAAAUGUGUCUGGAGGGAGGAGGGGAGAACUUUUGGGUGCCACCCUCAAAGUGUGUAGCACAGGUGGAUGGCCAAAAAUAGGGGAGGGGCCCCGUCCAGCCUCCCUCUCCAGCCCAGCUCUUUUGGUCCUGGAUGGAACCAAACGCAAACGACCUCACUGAACUGAAUCUUCUUUUCAAAGAAAUACUUAUUUUCUGUCAGGUUGCUGUGAUGCUGUUUUAUCGUACUGUACCUUUUAGUGCUUAUUAUGACCACUCAUUUGGAAGAGCCCACUCGCUGACUUACUACACAAAGCUCCUUAGUUUUUUUUUCUAGUUUUUAUCAGGUGGUUGGGUUAAAACAAACAAAAACAAAAAACUGAAAAUUUUAUUUCCUGAUUUUCCCAAAAUGCCAAAAAACAAACAAACCAAAUACACAUGAAGUGACGGUCUGGGAAAAUUGAACAGUUUUCAGUUUUUGGGCUGUUAGUGGGUGCCAAAUACAAAGACACGGUCGCCAUUAUGACUUUGCAGGCUUGCUGGCGCCCGCCAGUGUCGCAGAGGCAGGCGGGCGUUUACCCAAAGACAACUCGGUUGUGACGUGGAGGUUGGCGCCUCAAAGGUGAAGCCUUUUGUCCAUGUGGACUCUUUAGACGGAAUGUAUCUGUUAGUGCUUCUAUAGAUUUUUGUAGUUUAAAAAAAAAAAAAAAAAAAAAAAAAAAGAUCUAUGUUCUACUACUGCUUACUUAUUGCCAAUGUAUUGGGGGGAAGAAAAAAAAAAAAACUGCGGAAAAAAAGAUCCUUAAAAACAUUGACUUGAUUUUAGACCAAAAAUUUAAACGCUCUCUCUUUUUUAUUUUAAAUUUAGACUUUUGAUUGUACUAUUUAUUCAGGGUAGGGUUGAUUUGUUCCCUUGCUAUUUAUUUGUUAUUAUUCUAAUUUAUUUUGUUUGAAUAUUCUGGGAUGGAUGCGACAAUGUUCUUACCCACCAACAUUCUUCUUCAAACCAAAUAAUUCUAAUAAUGCACCAAGAAGAGGGGAACUUCCUCAUGUUUGAGAGGCGACACGUGACCAUGUGACUUAGAAAAUGUGUGGGGGGGGGGGGGGUCCAAGGUUUACAACGGUCCCGGCGCACCAGGUUUUCAAGUACCGAGCGGCGCUCUAAGAACUAGUUUGCUGGGCGGCGUAAGAAUACGUCGUCACGUGGCACAAGAAAACACGCUCAAUUAGCGCCGUACUUACUGAUUUUCAUUUGAUUGUUUUAUAUUUAUGGCCUAAAAAUGUUUUUCAUACAUAUAUUUACUGUAAUUAUGACUACUGCUUUCUUGUAGGUUAGAGAUAGAGUACAGUAACUCGCUUUACUCCAUCGUAAAUCGAGGACCCCCUGUACAACUUAUUUUUUUGUACAGUAACAUGUUUGUGAGCAGAGCAAAAAGUUGACUUUGACGUGUUAAACCUCUUUCUCCACCAGGAGAAACUAUAAAAGCUUUACUGCUACGUGACCAAAAAGAAGCAAAACAUUAGAAAGGAUGCUCUCUUUUUUUUUUUAAUCAAUUGUGCUCCUGAAACCUUGGCUUUUUUUUUUUUUUUUUUUAUCUUAAUCUUUUUAUUGUAUUCCUUCAUCCAGCAUUGGAUGUAAAAGAGAGAUAGUUCAUCAUAUACCUCAUGUUCUCUGAUGAUAAACCAAAUAGAUGAAUGCUUUAAACAAAAAAUGGAGGGGGUUGGGGGUCUGUCUGGGUUACUGGGAUGUUGUGCUGACACAAGUUUGGGGGUCCGACAUCUGAUUAUGAGCCCUUUUCACGUGGAGCUCUUGCAAAAUUGGCCCAUCAGAGUCCUAAUCAGACGAUCCAAGAUUUAUUAGUGUUUGCCGUUUACACAGAACACAGCAAAAGCCUGAUAUUGACGCAGUUGUGCGCACUUUCACACAGCACGUAUAAAAUCGGAGAGCGAUAAUUGCUUUCAACGGGGCCGGACAAGUGAGUGUCGGGUGUUCCCUUUUCUUAAAAGUGUUCUGUUGUUGUGGGGAAAAGACAUGAUUUGCUUGAAUUAGUAAAGUUGCAGUAAAAAAGAAAUAAAAUUGCACUCCAGUCGUUUGCAUUUUACACAAGCCCAGCAAAGGCAGGAUAUAUUGCUGUAAUUGUGCACUUUCACUCAGCAACAUCCCACAAUCCGACAAUUACAUGACACCAGGGUCUUGGGUGACGUAUGAAAUACUUGUUCGACAGACGCAAUUGCUUUCAACACAACAGGGCGAGAGAAGUGAGCGUCGUGUGUUAAAUCUAACAUCCAUUUCCCGCCUUUUCUGGCAUUCUCUGUUCCUAAAAUGUUUCUGUUGUUCAUAUAAGAUGGAAAAAUUAGGAACAUUUGGCUAAAUGAGUCUCAAGUUGCACUUGCCAUUGUUCCCAAACCUCUAGAUGGCAAGUGCUUUCAACACAAAACCCAGCAAAGAUGAGAUAAUGCCGCGACUCUUCUGAGACUUUUUGAAGAGUUGCAUUUUAUUCAGGAAUAGGUUUUGCAUCUUGCCACAAAGAUUGGUCACAGUCUAUCUGACAACAAGACACUAAUUUGUGCAUUCUUCCAAACAGUCAGGAGCGGGUUGGAGCAAAGGAUGCUGGGCAACGAUGAGCUCAUUACUCCUGUGGUAACCCAUUAGCAUUGCUUUCAACACAACAUAGAGGGAGAAGUGAGUGUUAAGUGUGAAAUUCACACCCUGGUUUCGGCUUUGUGGAAUAUGCUUACCAACAGGCGUGGAAUAGCCUUCCACGCAGGCGUCCGAUACUACCUACGAACGCGGAAUAUCGUCAUGCCAACUGUGCCACCCUCGCUCCGUGCAAAUACAGAAAGCACUGUGACAUAAAAAGGCGUCAAAAUAUUGUGUGUUCCUAGCAGCGUGAAAGGGGGUUGACUGAUCCAUGCUCCAGUCAGCACAAACUCAACUCGUGUAACCCCCGAUACCCCCCACCCUGAAAACUCCCCAACCCAACGUUGAGCUUUGAAGGCCGCCCUCUCCUCUUACCCGGGACACUUCCUCUCAAACCCAGGCUGGGAUCUGGUUGCCAGUCUGGCCCCAAAAGAGAUCCAUUCUGGACUUCUGUUCAGUUUCUAGAAACUUCCAAAAUGACCGUGUGUCCUAGACUUUGAAUCAGUAAACCGGCCAGGUAACCAGGUAACCAGCUGACCGGGUAACUGGGGAGCGGCGGCCAGACGGCAGUUGCUAGGUGACGCGUCCUCUGGAGAAUCCCUGUUGGAGGCUGUCUUCUCUCUCGGUCCACGCGAGGUGGACCUCGGGCCUUUGUGGUGGGUCUGCACCCCCCCUAGUGAAUGAUACCAAAGUCUAUGCCCCGCCCCAGAGAUCACGGCAGCUCCGCUUCCUGAUGUCCACCGGACGCCGCUUCGUCUCCGCCGGACUCCGGCAGCUUCAUUCCACAACGUUAAUACAGGCCAACCGUGGUAGGACAUUUAAAGGGAGGCUAUUUUAACAGUGCAAUAUACAGUGGAACCUCGAAAGUCCAAUAAAAUUCAGUCCGGCUGCUCAGUUUGCAGUUUUGUGGGAUUUCAAAACAAUUGAAAAAAAUUGGUUCCUCAGUCAAACUGUACAACCCAAAAAAAAAAAACAUUAUAGCGCUGGGGGAAAAAAACUGAAUUAAUUGUGAUAACUUUUGUUCAUUUUAUUUCUUAACAUUCUUAUUUGUCAACAAGUAUAAAAUAAGAAAACCACUAAUAUUAUUAAAAUGUGAAACAGCCAUUUAAAAAAUAUAUCUUUAAUGUUAUUUCUUAACAUUCUUAGUUGUCAUACAAGUGCAAAAAGAAGUCUGCCAUUGCUUCCAUUGAAAUAAUAAUAAUAAUAAUUUCAAUUUUAAAAAGUACUAAAAAAUUGUAUUUAAUUUUGAUACAGGCUAACUUUCCACCGUUGCUACAACUAUUAAUGCCUAAUCCUAAACUAGUCUUUUCUUUUACACUUUUACCUCUUACAACCUCGGACUAUUCAUUUAAAAGUGCUAUCACAUGAUGGAACGUGUAUUUUGACUUACAGCAGAAGCAACGUGGUACAAUGUAAAUUAGCAAUAGCGUAGCAUACAGUAGCAUGGGCCGAAAAUGUAAAACAUAAAUUCUUAUUCUCCAUUUGAAGCGCUAUUGAUUACUGUUAGCGUAGCGUAGCACAAACCAAGAGAAACAGAAAUUUUCGAAUAAUUUUUUUAUUCUGAUACAGGCUAGCUUUCCAGUUUUGCUUAAGCCUAAUUCUAAACCUGUGGUUCCUUUGACUUUUUUGACACAUAAAAACCUCAGACUAUUCCCUGAAAAGGUUCAAAUCCGUGCUCUCACGUGAUGGAAAGUGUAUUUAACGUGUCGCCAUCUAAACUGGUUGUUUCUUUAAAUUUUUGUACCUUUUGUACGCUGAAAUAGGUGCUUGGCCGUGACUAAAAACACUUUCUGACUUCAAAACCCUGCAUAAAAUCUUGGACUACAUCAUGAAGACAACUCUGCUGUGUACGACAAAAGCAACCAAGUGUUUGCGUAGCAUAACAUGCUCAAAAACAAACCCUUAAGAAACAGAAAUCAUCUUCCUCCAUUUACAAGUCACAGCUGUUGCUGAUUAAUUUUACUUUUUGUUUUAAAUGUUAGCUUCAGCCCAUUGCUACCACUCUUUAGUCUAAUGGCCAACUAAUCGUUUCUUUCAAUUGCAACGCCGUAAGAGUUCAUACUUUAAAAGGCUAACAUAAGUGCUUUAACAUGACUGAAGGUAUUUUUUAAAAAGGAAUGAAACUGCUGGGAGAAGGAAAGACGCGGUCUCACUAGCAUGCUGCUGUGCUUCCGUCCAACUUCUCUCCUGCACGCUAUCAUCUUUCUUCUGUCGUGUACAAUAAUGCAGCUUUAGUCCAAAGGUUUUCACAGCCACGCAUCCCAAAAACGAGUCAGUUUCCAAGAAUAAAACCAAAGAGCUCUGACUUCUUGAUUUUUCUCUCGCCGCCGUACGCCCCCCCCCCCCCCCCCCCAAAAGAAAGUGUCACCUAGCGACUCGCCACUCUUUUACAACCUCAGCUAUCAAAAGGGAAACAAUAUUAAUGAUGCUAAUGAAGAUAAUGAUGAUGAUGAUGAAAUGUAUAUUUUUGAGUAUUUGUCAUUGAGAAAAAUAAUCUGAAUUAUGGCGAUCUUGACGACGAUGAUAAUGAAGUUUCUCUUGGUAUCUUUGUAGCUAUUCUGAUCCUUCUUGAGUUCCUGUCCUUUUUCUGCCAAAGUAUGACCCCCACUGCCCCUUUACCCACCUUUUGACCCCGAUGUUUGCUCCCAACUGUCUGUGUGAGAGAGUGUGCGUGCGAGAUGGGUUUCCCUGGGAGUGGUAAUUUGCCGACUGCCUUGUUCAUGUAGCUUUAAUUGCCCCUGUCAAUAUAUGUGUUUGGAUGGAUGUAUGCCCCCCCACCCCCGCCCUUCCGAAUGUGUCUUCCAUCAUGUGAGCCCACUCCCGAAUUCCCCUGAAGCCCUCGUAGUAGCGACUUUUAGUGUUUAUCUUGGGAGGAAAAAAAAUAGAAAACUCUUGUUUGUUCAUUGUACAGUGUUGUUCAUUUUAAGUCAUUUUUGUAACUGAACGUGUUUCAUUCAUCCAAAUAAAAACAGGAGACAAAAAUUG